This is a messenger RNA of Uranotaenia lowii, 2146 nucleotides long. Its product is annotated as E3 ubiquitin-protein ligase RNF185-like. Gene Ontology annotation, biological process: ubiquitin-dependent protein catabolic process. The record is from RefSeq and is a predicted model, not a curated record. Gene Ontology annotation, cellular component: endoplasmic reticulum. The transcript has 3 exons. Bases 562 to 1317 code for a protein of 251 amino acids. Lineage: Eukaryota; Metazoa; Arthropoda; Insecta; Diptera; Culicidae. Gene Ontology annotation, molecular function: ubiquitin protein ligase activity; ubiquitin-like protein conjugating enzyme binding; metal ion binding.
AGAUUCCAUACGAACGAACGACGUCGAAUCGGACGGAACCUCCAUCCGAUGUCUCGAUCAGGAAAGUCAGUCUUGUGACAAAUAGUGAAGUGACAACAGGAAGGAAAUUGUACAAAAUAUCCAGUUUUUAAGCGCUCUUUUUUAUUGGGUCAUUUUUUUUAACUACCUUACUGUUGCAUUACGUGUCCGUCUGCGGCGGGUGUGCACCAACAAAGUCCCAACACGUAAUUGACGUUGAAUGGUCUUGUAGUUUCUUUUUUAUUGCUGUUUUGAUUUACAUGUCAGUGCGCGGAUUUUACAUAUUGGUAUGUAGUGGGCAGGGAAAAACGCCAACAUCGUAAACAGAGUGAAAAAAUAAUUUCCACCGUAACCAUCGAAUCUGCUUCGUGAUCGGGGAGCCACCCGUUGCUGAUAAAUUUCAAGUGAUUGAGGCAAGAGGAGCAACUUUUGGAAUCAUCUAGCAAAAGACCAACAAAGAGGAGCUGCUGUUAUUGGAUUUAGCAGGGAUCACAGCCUGGUGGUGGUUGGAAAAGAACUUCUAGAAAAAACCUAGCAGCCCUCAUGGCCUCCACAGUGGACAGUAAACCGCCUCCGGUGCCAUCGGCACCGAGUUUGGAAGAUCUGAACCCGACAGCAUCGUCAUCGAACGUAGACCGGGAUGGUCCAACGCCAUCUAGCAGCAGUAGCAAAACGACAGAUCCAACGGCCAAGCAACCCUCUUCUUCUUCAGACUCGAUCCCGGACAGUAGCAGUAGUGGUCCCUCGACCAGCAGUGGCAAAUCCAAAAUCAAUCUCGAAUCCAAUUCCACCUCUGGCGACAAUGGCAGUGACGAAGAGAAGAAGGAGGAAACCGUGUUUGAGUGUAACAUCUGUCUCGAUACGGCCAAGGAUGCGGUCGUUAGCAUGUGCGGUCAUCUGUUCUGCUGGCCCUGCAUUCACCAGUGGAUAAACGGGUACCGGAACACGUGUCCGGUUUGUAAAUCGUCGAUCAGCAAGGAGAAGGUUAUCCCGCUGUAUGGACGAGGUGGAAGCAAGGAGGAUCCACGAAAAACGGUUCCCCCGAGACCGGCCGGGCAGCGUACGGAACCCGAACAACCGCAAGGAUUCCAGGGUUUUACCGGCGAUGGUGGCUUUUCCAUGUCCUUCGGCAUCGGAGCCUUCCCAUUCGGGUUCUUCACGUCGACGCUCAAUUUCGGAGAUUUCCGGGCCACCAAUCCACCGCACGAGAAUACGCGCGAGUUCGACGAGGAUCAGUUCCUGUCGCAGAUUUUUCUGUACGUGGCACUGAUCUUCAUGGCCUGGCUGGUGUUUGCCUGAGAAGGACGACGAUGGAGGAUGUUCGGCGGCAAAAAAUAAUAAUCACACGAUACACGAAUGCCAUACGAGGUAAAUUUUUGAUGUUUAGAGCAGAUGCUGGGAGUCAUUUCUUGUGACCGUUAAAAAUUGGGCAUAUUUUGUGAUAAAAAAGAAUUUUUGGGAGAAAACAUGUACUAGGAAACGGGGCGGGUCAAACUAAUAAAUGUUGUAAAUUCUAAACAAAAUCAUCUACCUACUACUGCUAUAACUGUUCUGAGAGUUGCGUAAACUACUUGAAAAUCAAAACUGUAGCGAAAAAAACAACUUUUCAAGCGUAUCUUUUUCCGUUUGCUAUCGAGAUCUAUAUCGAGAAAGGUUCUUUCUGUAUACGUUGCGAUUUGCAAAAUCUCUAAGAGCAACCGCGAGUAAAACGCGAUAUUUAAGCGUUGUACGCUGUAUCGCAUAACCCUUUUUUAAAGUUUCUUUUCCUCGUCGUUAAAAGACUUUAAAAUCUUUCGACUUAAGUACUACAUCUACUGUUUUAAUCUUCAACCUACGUAUUUUAAGUUUAUAAUUGUUAAAAGAAAAAUAAAUGAAAGUCACGUGUUUCGGUCGUCCACGCGUCGUGACAACUCUGCUCCUAGGAUUAGUUAACAAACAAAAAAGUUUCCAAAACGAGAAGAGGGCGAAAUACAAGUUCGUUUGAAUCGUUUGAAGUUUAUUUCUGUAAAAUAUUGGCAACAACAAAACUCUCAAACGUGAGAAAACCGCAGACGUUUGUUUUGGACUUCUAUUUUCAGUGAAGACAUAAUCGAAAAAUAAACAUAUUUAAUCGUAAAGUGAAGUGCAA